AAAAAUCUCCAUAACGCUUAUGAUCUGUUCACUUCCGUCUCUGGUACUUGAUGUGAAAAGUAUUUCUUCCGGUGUGUUGACUUUUUUGAUGCUUGUUCUGUAAAGUUAAAGUCCGAUUAAUCGGCGACUUGCAUCAAGAAUUCAUACCAUCGUCUAACUAAAUCUAACUAAAAUGAGUUCUAAGGCGGAGUUGGCUUGUGUGUACUCUUCGCUCAUCUUGGCGGAUGACGAUGUAGCAAUUACGGGUGAGAAGAUCCAGACGAUCCUGAAAGCGGCGAAUGUGGACGUGGAACCGUACUGGCCGGGUUUGUUCGCCAAAGCCCUGGAAGGCAUCAGCGUGAAGGAUCUGAUCACCAAUGUCGGGUCGGGAGUAGGCGCGGGACCCGCUGUUGGAGUAGCAGCGCCUGCCGCGGCCGCCGCGCCGGAGGCCGCCGCCCCGGAGAAGAAGGAGGAGGCCAAGAAGGACGAGUCGGAGGAGUCGGACGACGACAUGGGCUUCGGUCUGUUCGACUAGUUGGGCGACUGGACUCCAGGAAGACUGGUUUGGUUGUGUGUGUCUUGUGUUUGGUUGAAUAUUUUUGAAUAUAUAAUCAGCUAAAA
Bacillus rossius redtenbacheri is the source of this 600-nucleotide messenger RNA. RefSeq names its product large ribosomal subunit protein P1 (gene RpLP1). Gene Ontology annotation, cellular component: ribosome; cytosolic large ribosomal subunit. The record is from RefSeq and is a predicted model, not a curated record. Gene Ontology annotation, biological process: translational elongation; cytoplasmic translation. Lineage: Eukaryota; Metazoa; Arthropoda; Insecta; Phasmatodea; Bacillidae. Gene Ontology annotation, molecular function: protein kinase activator activity; ribonucleoprotein complex binding; structural constituent of ribosome. The transcript has 4 exons. The coding region runs from base 173 to 514 and encodes 113 amino acids.